AUGCUUCGCCGCGCGACACUCCGACCCCUCCAGCAGGCGGCUCGCCAGCCCACGAUCCGCGCCGCCCGCCGCAGCCUUUCCUCGUCCACCUCGCCAUUGCGCGCCUCGUCCAAAUUGACACAGGAAUUUGACCUCAACAAGCUUCAUUCGAAGCGCCGCGACUAUGAGCGCAACCGCACGGCUUUUCUCACCGCGGGCGCCGUCGCCGGCGUCAUCUCCUUCAUCUAUACGGCGUGGAAGCUGAAACAGGCCAUUGACCAGAAGAAUGCCAAAGAAGGCAAGUCGUCGUCGGGGGCCGUCAAGUUUGACGCUCCGCCCAGUAUACCGACAGAACAGUUCAAGACCGAGGCCGGCGAGCUGCGCAAGGUGAUUCUUCAUGACGAGGACGGCAACGAGGUUGUCCCCACGGGUGAUAGCACUGUGCCGCUGUUUCCGCGCACCAUCGACGUCAGCCUGCCGCUCGACACGAAGCAGCAGAGUCCCCUCGCGGCCUCCAUCUCCGACUCGACCGGCACCCAGUACACGCUUGUCGGCCUGGGCAUGCGCAGCGUGACCUUCAUCGGCAUCAACGUCUACCUCGUCGGCUUCUACGUUGCGACGCAGGACAUUGCCCGUCUGCAGCACUACCUCGUCAAGAACGUCAACCCUGUGGCCACGACGCUGAUUCCCUCGGAAAAGGACACGCUGCGCCAGCGCCUGCUCGACCCCGUCGAGGGCGAAGCGCUGUGGGACGCCAUCCUGCGCGACACCAAGCUGCGUAGCAUCAUCCGCAUCUCCCCCGUCCGCGACACCGAUUUUCACCACCUCCGUGACGGCUUUGUGCGCGCGAUCCAAGCCCGCUCAUCGCUGGAUAAGGCGGCGUACAGCGACGAGGCGUUUGGUGCGGCCAUGAAGGACUUCAAGAUGCUCUUCAACCGCGGCCAGGUGCCCAAGAAGAAGGAGAUGCUGCUUUGUCGGAACGAGAGCGGCGCGCUGGCGGUCACGUACAACGCGGGGUCCGCGUCUGGCGGCAAGAAGCCUCAGCGGGAGGUGCUGGGCACGGUAGCGGACGCGAGGCUCAGUCACCUGCUGUGGCUGAAUUACCUGGCCGGCAGCAAGGUGGCGUCGGAGCCGGCGCGCAAGAACAUUGUCGAGGGUGUCAUGGAGUUUGUGGAGCGGCCGGUGGGCACGGUCGCGACACAGGUAGUAGCGACACAUGCGGUGUAG
Molecule: messenger RNA, 1206 nt
Organism: Beauveria bassiana ARSEF 2860
Lineage: Eukaryota; Fungi; Ascomycota; Sordariomycetes; Hypocreales; Cordycipitaceae
Product: chalcone-flavanone isomerase
Exons: 1
Coding region: 1-1206 (401 amino acids)
Molecular function (GO): intramolecular lyase activity
Source: RefSeq, a predicted model, not a curated record